GGUAUAGUUAAAAGUAUGAACACCAAAAACGUCCUCCAAAUGCGCUCGCCUCUCACCUCUCACCUCUCACUACCUCCCUUUCUUUCUUUACAAUUUAAAUCCCCACAAACCAAUCCACGCCAUUACCAAACAUUCUUCUCUGUCUGAACUGACCAGAUUAGAUUCCCAUUUCUCUGCAAACAGAGAUUUCCCAUUUGCUCCAAAAAUGCAUUUCUCAAAGCUCGACGACUCGCCUAUGUUCCGCCAACAGACGCAAUGCUUGGAAGAAAGUGCGGAUUUAUUGAGGGCAAGAUGUUUAAAGUUUUACAAAGGAUGUCGAAAGUAUACAGAAGGGCUUGGAGAGGGAUAUGAUAUGGACAUUGCUUUUGCAAGUUCGCUAGAAAAUUUUGGAGGAGGGCAUUACGAUCCUCUUUUUGUUGCUUUGGGAGGCCCUGUUAUGACAAAAUUCACAAUUGCUUUGAGAGAAAUUGGGACAUCCAAGGAAGUUCUUCGGUCACAGGUAGAGCACAUGCUAAAUGAUCGGUUAGUAAACUUUGUCAAUGAUGACCUCCAUGAUGUCAAGGAAGCCCGAAAGCGCUUUGACAAGACUUCCCUUACAUAUGAUCAGGCACGUGAGAAGUUUCUGGCAUUGAGGAAGAGCACUAGGAUGGAUGUUGCUGCAGGCAUAGAGGAGGAAUCGCGUGUUGCAAGAUCUUCAUUUGAGCAAGCCCGCUUCAAUCUGGUCAGUGUCCUUUCCAAUGUUGAGGCCAAAAAGAGGUUUGAGUUUUUGGAGGCUGUUAGUGGUGUGAUGGAUGCUCAUCUUCGAUACUUCAAACAGGGAUUCGAGCUAUUGCAGCAGAUGGAGCCUUUUAUUAAUCAGGUUUUGGCUUACGCACAACAGUCAAGAGAAAGCUCUAACUAUGAGCAGGAAUCUCUCAGUGAAAGGAUGCGAGAGUACAAAAGGCAGAUUGAUCGACAAUGUAGGCAGUCCUUGAAUGUCUAUCAUGGUGCUUCUAAUGGAGAUGGUAUGCAACCUUUCACUAGGACAUCACAUAAAGUGAUUGAGACAGUGAUGCAAUCUGCUGCACAGGGAAAGGUUCAAACAAUUCGACAAGGAUAUCUUUCAAAACGAUCCUCCAACUUGAGGGGUGAUUGGAAAAGAAGGUUUUUUGUUCUUGAUAGUCGAGGGAUGCUGUAUUACUAUCGCAAACCAUGGAACUGGCCAUCUUCUGGGAGUCCAACUUCUGCACAUAGGAAUAGUUCAUCUGAAGGUGGUUCUGGGCUUCUAAGUCGGUGGCUUUCUUCUCACUACCAUGGUGGUGUGCAUGAUGAAAAGUCUGUUGCACGUCACACUGUGAACCUGCUGACAUCAACAAUUAAGGUAGAUGCAGAGCAGUCGGAUUUAAGGUUCUGCUUCAGGAUUAUUUCACCAUCAAAGAACUACACUCUGCAGGCAGAGAAUGCACUGGAUCAAAUGGACUGGAUUGAAAAAAUAAAUGGAGUAAUUGCUUCCUUACUGAGUUCUCAGGCGCCUGAGAAGGGUCUGUCUACUUGGCCUUUGGAAAUGGAUGCUCAUUGCUCCACCAGUGAGAGUGAUUCAUUAGAAAGUUCUCCUAAUUUUGAUCAGACAGCUACUGUGGGACAUACAUCUAAGAAAUUCCCCUGUAAUAAUCAGUUACGUGAAUCUAGAAGUUUGCGAAAUCAUAAGAACAUUAUGAGAAAUGGGAAGCCAAUUGAUGUGCUCAGAAGGGUGCGCGGGAAUGACAAAUGUGCCGAUUGUGGCACACCUGAACCAGAUUGGGCAUCCUUAAACCUUGGUAUUCUUAUAUGCAUUGAAUGUUCUGGUGUUCAUCGUAAUCUUGGUGUACACAUAUCAAAGGUAAGAUCAUUGACACUUGAUGUAAAAGUCUGGGAGCCUUCUGUCUUAAAUCUUUUCAUGUCACUGGGCAAUGUCUAUGUAAACUCAAUUUGGGAGGAAUUAUUGCAUUCAAAAAGUACUUUUCAGGCUGAUGAAAUGCGUAAAGGCGUUUCCAAGUCUGAUAGAAAGGACCUGUUUCUUCUGAGAAAACCCAGACAUGAUGAUCCUAUUUCAGUAAAAGAGAAAUUCAUUCACACAAAGUAUGCAGAGAAGGCUUUUGUUCGCAAGAUUAAGGACAAUCACCACCUCCUUUCAGUGGCAGAACAGGUGUGGGGAUGUGUCCAUGCUAACGACAAGAAAGCAGUUUACCAUCAUAUAGUCAAUUCUGAAGCAGAUGUCAAUGUCAUUCAUGGGCAAGCAUUAAUUAGUACGUCCAUACCUUUGGCCAAAGUAAUGCAUUUGGAAGAGCAGGAAAGCUUUGACCACAAAUUUGAUUGCAUUGCAGGUAAUUCUUCGGACAAACCCUCCUUAAGUAGUUCGAAUUCGAAACGUAAAAGUGAAGAUCAGCUCACGGAGAACAGACUAGAGGGCUGUUCUCUGCUUCACCUGGCCUGCCAAACUGCUGAUAUUGGCAUGGUGGAGUUACUAUUACAGUAUGGUGCAGACAUAAAUGCUUCUGAUUUGAGAGGUCAGACACCACUACAUUAUUGUAUCGCCACUGGCAGAUCUGUAAUUGCAAAAAUUCUUCUUACAAGGGGAGCAAAUCCGCGAGCUGUCGACAGGGAAGGUAAUACCCCUCUAAAGCUUGUAUCAGAAUCAAACUUCGACGGUGAUGUCCUUGCUCUCUUAACAGAGAAAAUAGAUGGCAAUGAUAAUUAGUAAGAGCAUAACUUAUGUAAACGUACUUCUCAAAUCUGAGAAACGGUUCCCUCUAGAGGGAAGGGCCAAAAGUUGUCCAGAUAGAGCUGGCAAGUAUGGCUUACUAGGUCAUGUGUAUAUUAAUUCAGUUUUCCGCUUGAGGGCUAAUAUAGGCUAUGUUAAUCAGGAAGCUUGAAGGUCAUUGUAACAAGGUCAGGUCGACUUUUGUAUAUAACUACAGUUUUUUUAAUAUUUGCUAGGAUGAGGAGCUUCAGUUCAAUCAUGUAACAGACCUAGGGUUUUACCAAUUCUUUCUUAUAUUUGGGAAUUUGAUUGUAAUGGAAAUGACGUAAUUUUGUAGAAUGAAAUGGUAUUUAGAUUGGUUCUGUAA
This is a messenger RNA of Alnus glutinosa, 3086 nucleotides long. RefSeq names its product ADP-ribosylation factor GTPase-activating protein AGD1. The transcript is spliced from 19 exons. The record is from RefSeq and is a predicted model, not a curated record. The coding region runs from base 206 to 2716 and encodes 836 amino acids. Lineage: Eukaryota; Viridiplantae; Streptophyta; Magnoliopsida; Fagales; Betulaceae. Gene Ontology annotation, molecular function: GTPase activator activity; protein binding. Gene Ontology annotation, cellular component: cytoplasm.